This is a messenger RNA of Zonotrichia leucophrys gambelii, 1761 nucleotides long. RefSeq names its product M1-specific T cell receptor alpha chain-like. Gene Ontology annotation, biological process: response to bacterium. The transcript is spliced from 7 exons. Bases 30 to 860 code for a protein of 276 amino acids. Lineage: Eukaryota; Metazoa; Chordata; Aves; Passeriformes; Passerellidae. The record is from RefSeq and is a predicted model, not a curated record.
CAGCGAGGCUCGGCCGGCGGAGCGGCGGCAUGCGGCGGGCUCGGGCCGCGGGGCUGGCGGCGCUGGCCGUGGUUCUGAUCGUGGCUGUGGCCAGAGCCCAGGUAGCGCAGGAGCCGUCAGUGGAGACUACCGAGGGCACCGGCAUCAACAUCACCUGCUCACAUCCCAAAAUCCUGACCAGCCAAACCAUCUACUGGUACCGUCAGCUCCCUGGCCGAGGACCAGAAUUAUUCGUGAGCAUUCACAAAGACUCCAAAGAACUGCCGGGCAGUGCGGGCCAUGUGUUGGUGUCGGCAGAUCGGCGUUCGAGCUCGCUGUGGCUCGCUGAGCCCCGGCGCGGGGACGCGGCCGUGUAUUACUGCGCGCUGGGGGCCACGGGGAAUUAUGGCAAACUUACCUUUGGAGCUGGAACCAAACUGGUGGUUUCUCCAGAAGUCACUCCAUCUCCCUCCGUCUACAGGCUGACCUCCAAAGAUGCCCAGGGCCUGGAGAUGUGCCUCAUCACAGAUUACUCCCCUGAGAAGCUCACUCUGAGCUCAGCAGAGCAGCACACAUCUGCUGUGGUGGGGGUGGCCACGGAUGGGGACAGCGAGGAGUCCAGCUACCUGUCCACCUACUGGGCCACGAGUGACCACCUGCACUGUGCUGCCAGCCACGAGGGCUUUGGAGAGCUGGAGGAAGAGGACCCUGAGAGUGGUGCCAGUGCUGUCUGUGUCACAGGGCUGUCCCUCCACUUCAGGACAGAUGAGCACUUGAACACCAUUUCUUUGUCACAGCUGGGCCUCAAAAUCGUUUUAAUGAAAAUAGUCAUUUUUAACGUGCUGAUGACAGUGCUUGUGUGGAAGAAGAAAAAGGACUGAGAGGAACCAGCUGGGGCAGUCCUGAAGUACCAAACCCAUCAGCUUUGAGAGAGCAUCGUGGGCAAGAGGGAGCUCAGGGAAAUUCCUUGUGCAAGGAACAUCCCCUGCUGCUCUUACACAUCACACCAGCCAUGAUAUUCUAAAUUGCUUUAUUUGCAUUGCUAUAAAACUGCUCAAAAUUAAACAUUUCCAGCGUUUUGCCCUCCAGAUGUCUGGGUCAUUCACCACACUGUGCCUGUUUUGCAUGAAGCAGACUUUGCUAUAAUUAUACAUUGCCAAGUUGUUGCUUCUAUUAAAAUUACAAUUUCUGCCUAGAGCAGUGCUGUGUGUUAAAAACUGCAAGCUAAAUAUCAUCUGAAUGGGAAUUUUUCCUAUUUUGGUAGCUUUAGGGUGUUCAUAUCUCUUAGGGUGCACCCCCAGUAACCUUUUCAGGUGCAAAUGAAACACUUUAAAAAGCAAAGGGAAACUGAAUCAGGAUGCACUGUCCUGUCACCUUUUGGUGGAUUAGAGGAAGAUAUCCCAUUUUUCCCCUAAAGGAUGAGCUGCAGUCUUCCAGAAAUUCCAAAUUCAGUGAAAUUGCCAGUUCAAUGUCACAGAAGAAAUAUUUAAAAGGAUUUUUUAAAAGUUUAUCUGACCAUAACACUUCUUAAUUUAAACCAGUUUAAGAUCUGGCUUUCUGUUCAAAAUACAAACCACUUUUGUAAAACUACAAACCACUUUUGUUCUUUUUGUUUGCUUCUAACAACUGAAAUAUUUACCUGUCCUUGUGUGCCCACCUUGGAACUGUGCUUGCCUGUGGCAUCUGCAUGCUGCUAAUCCAUGGACUGUCCUGGCACCCACCAGAUGUCUUGGCAUUUCUUUAGGCUGUCAUCAAACAAUUCUUAUUAAAAAAAUGAUAAAA